Molecule: messenger RNA, 537 nt
Organism: Didymodactylos carnosus
Lineage: Eukaryota; Metazoa; Rotifera; Eurotatoria; Philodinida; Philodinidae
Source: the annotation of a GenBank genome assembly
AUGCAGUUGCCGCUGAUUGUGUUAUUUUUAAUAUUGAAUAAUGUAUUUGGUGAUAAAGGACAGGAUUUUAAUAUUGUUCAAGAGGCUAUUAAUCAAUUGUCUGAUGAACAAAAACAACAAAUACUACAAUUACUAAUGGGGGGGGGUAGAGCACAAUCAAGACAAGAUAUUUCGAGACAAGAUAAUUCGAACUGGUGUUGUACGAUUGAUCCAGGUAUUGAAGCAUUAUCGAAAACGAGAAUGGUUCAGUUUUAUGUUCAGCGACAUGCCAGAACCAAAUGUGGUUACCACGAUUGUGGACUAUUUGGUUGGUCAUCAUGUACAAAAUGGUGUGAUAACUACUGGAGUGAAGCUCAAUGGAAUGUUGAAUCGUAUCUCGUUUAUCAAGCACGAUUAUGUCCUCAAACGAAUUUAAAAUGUUGUGCUGGAUAUCUCACCAUUGUUAAUCAUUGUUUUACAUUCGAAGAAAUCAUGAAUAAUAAAGAAAUAUUUGAUCAAUUAGUGGCACUUGGUAUUCCAAUUAAUGCACUUGGAUAA